Molecule: messenger RNA, 2866 nt
Organism: Haemorhous mexicanus (house finch)
Lineage: Eukaryota; Metazoa; Chordata; Aves; Passeriformes; Fringillidae
Gene: CYTH1
Product: cytohesin 1
Exons: 13
Coding region: 780-1799 (339 amino acids)
Biological process (GO): regulation of ARF protein signal transduction
Molecular function (GO): guanyl-nucleotide exchange factor activity
Source: RefSeq, a predicted model, not a curated record
GGCAUGAAUUUGGCUUUUCCUGCAGCGCACUGGGGGUCUGGCAGCUGGACAAGAGGGUCCUGCAGCUGGGCAGGAGGGUCCUGUGGCACAGGCAGCAGCCCAGGGAUUUGGGGGUUUCUGUGUCUGUACGGGUGUGACACAGCUCAUCCCUCCCGCUGUGAGCCUGGGCUUGCCGAGCGCCCUGGGGCCUGGCAGUAGGGGCUGGUGCCGGUGGGAAUGGUGAGAAUGGCGCUGGGGUGUGCGGAAGGUGCUGGGAUGCAUCGACACAGCUCUGGUACUGUAAGUAACUUUUAACCUGGUGCCACCACCUGACCUGUCUGGCUCAGGCUUCCCGACAUGGGAGACCGAAAGUAUUGGGAAGUGUUGGCGUGUCUGAGGGACGGUGUCGCAAGCGGAGGCGCCUGAGCCUUGGCAACAGGGGGCUGUGAAGGAGGAAGCUGAUCUGACCCAGAGCAGAGCCGGGGAAGUGCUGAGCUCAGAGAUUCAGGGUGCAGGGUCGCCCCGGCAGCUCCCACUGAGGUAGUGCGGGGGGAAUCGAUGCACAGUUGAGGACAGUGCUGGUCCAAAGGCACGUGGUGGCUUUGGGCCCUGGCGUGGGGCAAUGACUGCCCUGGGGACACUCUGUGCCCAGUGACCUGACCCCAGAGGAGUGCCAGGAGCUGGAGAACAUACGCCGCCGAAAGCAGGAGCUGCUGGCUGACAUACAGCGCCUGAAGGAUGAGAUAGCAGAAGUGACGAAUGAGAUCGAGAACCUGGGCUCCACGGAGGAGAGGAAAAACAUGCAGAGGAACAAGCAGGUGGCCAUGGGCAGGAAGAAGUUCAACAUGGAUCCCAAGAAGGGCAUCCAGUUCUUGAUUGAGAAUGACCUGCUGAAGAACACGUGUGAGGACAUUGCACAGUUCCUGUACAAGGGAGAGGGCCUCAACAAGACAGCCAUCGGAGACUACCUGGGCGAGAGGGAUGAGUUCAACAUCCAAGUCCUGCAUGCCUUUGUGGAGCUGCAUGAAUUCACGGACCUCAACCUUGUGCAGGCCCUGCGGCAGUUCCUGUGGAGCUUCCGGCUGCCAGGGGAGGCACAGAAGAUUGACCGGAUGAUGGAGGCCUUUGCCCAGCGGUACUGCCAGUGCAACCCGGGUGUCUUCCAGUCCACAGACACCUGCUACGUGCUGUCCUUUGCCAUCAUCAUGCUGAACACGAGCCUGCACAAUCCCAACGUGAAGGACAAGCCCACGGCAGAGCGAUUCAUCGCCAUGAACCGCGGCAUCAAUGACGGGGGGGACCUGCCUGAGGAGCUGCUCCAGAAUCUGUAUGAGAGCAUCAAGAAUGAGCCCUUCAAAAUCCCCGAGGAUGAUGGCAAUGACCUCACCCACACCUUCUUCAACCCCGACCGGGAGGGCUGGCUCCUGAAGCUCGGAGGAGGCAGGGUGAAGACGUGGAAGCGGCGCUGGUUCAUCCUGACGGACAACUGCCUUUACUACUUCGAGUACACGACGGAUAAGGAGCCCCGUGGCAUCAUCCCCCUGGAGAACCUGAGCAUCCGUGAGGUGGAGGACUCAAAGAAGCCCAACUGCUUUGAGCUCUACAUCCCUGACAACAAGGACCAGGUGAUCAAGGCCUGCAAGACAGAGGCAGACGGGCGUGUGGUGGAGGGGAACCACACGGUGUAUCGCAUCUCUGCCCCCACGCCUGAGGAGAAGGAGGAGUGGAUCAAGUGCAUCAAGGCUGCCAUCAGCCGGGACCCCUUCUACGAGAUGCUGGCUGCCAGGAAGAAGAAGGUCUCCUCCACCAAGAGGCACUAGCAGCCAGACUGGCCCUGCAAGGCCAGCCCAAGUGUUCCCCUGUCAUGGGGGCAUGUGGGAUGGGGGCCACGCUGCACGCUGGCCCUUGAGGCCCAGGGCCCAGCUUCAGCUUAGCCAUUUCUUAACUGUGGGGGGAGGGAAGGGGCACGGGCAUCUCAGUGACUCUAGCCCCCCAUCACUGCCUCAUCACCUGACAGCGUCCUCACAGGCUCAGGCUGGAACACGGCACCCCUGGUAGCCCUGGUCUCAGCACCACGGGCACCCUCCCUGCCUCUGACCCCCAGCAGGCCUGUGGCCACAUGGCACUGGGUCCCCCCAGCACCCGUGUCCAGACGCUCUUGGGGUGGCAGGUGGCAGCUGUUGGUGAGCAGCUGGCGGUUUUGGGGUGCCACAGGUGCUGGGGUGCAGGGUGUCAGCCCCAGGGGGCCCUGCAGAGAUACAGAUCCUGGCCCUCGUUGUAGCGGGCCUGGGUCUGUUCUGGGCGUCCCCACGCUGCUGCCUUGGACCCUCCCAGCCACCCCCUGUGCUGGAAUGGUCCCCAGACACAGGAGGGACGAAGGGCAGGGGCUGGUGCUGAGCAGUGGUGCCAUGCAGGGCGGGGGUGUGCCCUCACCCAGCUGUGGGAGCUGCAGCUCGGAUGUGGCAGCGCUCGGUGGCAUUGCCCCAGCACAUCCUUGUGCCAUGGCCUCGUGCCAGGGUGGCAUGGUGCCAUGGUGGAGCCUGCCCUCAGGAUGGCUGCUGCUGGGGGUCUGGCUGGGUGGGGCCUGUGGCCCCAGCUCUCUGCCUCACAGUUGCCUGUGUCUUGUCCUGUCCCCAUCCCCACGCACGGUCUGGAGGCACCUGGAUCAGUAUUAGUCUAUUUAUCAGAGGUGUAAAUACUCCUGUAUAGUUUUCUCCUUGUAGAUUAUUUUGUAUGUGGGUGGUUCAGUGCAGAGGCCUCACAGGAGUGGGGCGGGUGGGCAGGAUUUUUUAUUCUAACCUUUUUUUUUUUUUUUUUUUUUAAUUUGCCAUGGCCUUGUAAACUAGUGCUGAAGAUCAGCAACAAAUAAAUACUUGCACCACGCUUC